Molecule: messenger RNA, 3681 nt
Organism: Lingula anatina
Lineage: Eukaryota; Metazoa; Brachiopoda; Lingulata; Lingulida; Lingulidae
Product: sushi domain-containing protein 2
Biological process (GO): cell-matrix adhesion
Source: RefSeq, a predicted model, not a curated record
AUGAGGAACCUGCAAUAUACUAUCGUCAAUACCAAUGGGGCCCUUUCAUUCUUAGGCCCCGUCUCUACGUAUACACCGCAAGCCUUCCCGCUGGGUUCCAACCGGAGGCUCAUCGCCCCAUUCUGGGCAGACGUGGACACGACAGAAAACCACGGAAGAGUCUUCUACCGGCAGACGACAAAUUUAUCCAUACUGAACAGAGCUACGAGUGACAUUAGAGCGGCGUUCGUGUCACAGUCCAAGUUCACGGCUUCCUGGGCCUUCGUCUGCACCUAUGAUGACGUCACCUACUAUGGCGGGAGCUACUGGACUAAUACAAACACGUUCCAAGUGGUUUUGGUCACCAAUGGCCGCCAAUCGUUUGCCAUAUUUAACUACAAAGAAGUGACGUGGACCACAGGGUCAGGCAGUGGUGGCAGCAAUGGGCUGGGAGGAAUACCGGCACAGGUCGGUUUUAAUGCAGGCGACGGUUUUAGGUAUUUCUCAGUGCCCGGAUCAAGAACGUCCGCUAUCGUCGACAUAGAAACCACCACCAACGUCAACGUUCCCGGACGGUGGAUAUUCCGAGUAGACGACAUCGGUGUUGAAGCCGGUGGCUGCAAUGUGGGGGUUAAACUACGAAUCUCCCCUGUCAAAGGAAACGCGUUAGGAGGUACCGAGAUCCUAAUCUCUGGUCCAUGCUUUUUUAACUCCACGGGCCAGUUUCUGUGCAAGUUUGAUGACAUUGUUGUCCCAGGUCACUUUGUCAACACACUGAGGAUCGCCUGCUACUCGCCGCCAUUGUUUAAGGCGGGCAACGCGGAGGUGUCAUUGCACGUUUCCCAAAACGGUGGGCAGAAUUUUAGUGAAGGAAGCGCAUUUGUUCCAGACAUGGAUGCCAUAAAUGAUCCUAAAAUUGUGCGAGUUGACGAAGAAAAGUGGGACAAGGGACCCUAUGUUAUCCAGUGGGACCCGGCAGAACUUGUAGCAUCGACCUUGGACCUGGACCUGCUUUCUUUCAGUGAUGAAAAUCUGGAACUCGAUGAAAAGUGGAUCAAUAUUGCCACCAAUAUAUCGAACAAUGGUACUGUAGAGUUAGACGACCUCCUCAACAGGAAAGGAAACUUUGGUGACGUAGCGGCAUUCGGAGCUAUUCGGUUAACUCCGGCAGGUUCCGCUUCAGGCUCAAACUACACGGCAGCUGCCAUAUGGUCUGGUAUCCAUGUACUACAGUGGUACAUAAAUGCCUACAUAGCAACCAAAAUAAAGCAAGGCCCACAGAACCAGCGUAAAAGAAGUAUCUUCGACGGUCUAGCAGCAGCCGUGGACUCCGCGAAAGACAUGAUAACCCAAGGGGCACAAAAAGCAUGGGCAGACGUUAAAAACGAAGUGGCGGAGAGGUUCAGGGAUGUGAAUGAAAAGAUGUGUCAGUCUUGGUUCGACAGGGAUUCCGAGGAGCCGUUGCCUACAGAUCUUCCGCCGUGCCCCGGUAGGUUUCGCCAGGCCAGCAGAGACCGCGGUACCUUCUCGGAGGACCCCGCCUGUAGGAGGGGAGAUCCAGAUAGCUGUAGCUAUCAUCCUGGGGCGUCAACUUGUUUUCGUUCAAACGUUUGUAGUCGCUCUGGCGGCGGUCAGCAAUGCUGCUACAGCAGUAGAGGAUCUUUGCUCAACGUCGCCGAUGGUCAACUGGGCGGUGGAACACUGGACAGAGCCCACUACAAGGGCUGUUUCAACGGUGGGACGCUAGUCCUACCGUACGUCGGCCAUUUUUACCAUGACGUCCUACCGUAUUAUUACUGUUGCAAGAACUCAGGAGAUAAACAACUGUGUCAGGACACAUACAUGAAGAGACGACCCUCUGAUGAUGGAAGUGGAUAUCGCCCACCAAGACCAGCUGUCGGUAACGGCGACCCCCACUUCAUCACGUUGGACGGUUUGCGGUACACGUUUAAUGGAGCUGGUGAAUACACCCUUGUGAAGACCAACGAUGGUUCCUUUACCAUGCAGGGCAGAGCGGAGACAGUACAAAAUGCUGGCGGAGGGAGUCCCACCGCCACUGGGUGGACUGCGUUUGCAUUCAAAGGAUCAAACAGCAGCACAGUGGAAGUCAGGACUAGCUUGCUGAGAGUAAUCGACGUGUUAGUUAGCGGAGUCAGAAUUGACUUUGAUGAACUAGGAGAGAGGGUGACAAAUUACGAAGGUCUUCUUAUUGAACGUAACAUGAACACGUCCGUCACGGAAGUGGACCUUAUCAAUGAUGGUGUCUCACUCACUAUGACAUACGUAGCAGGGAUUUUUAAUUUCAUGCUACUCCUACCCGAGUCUAUGAAGAAUAAGACAGAGGGGCUAUUGGGUUCCUGGAAUGAUUAUAUAGAGGAUGAUCUGGUGGCGUCCUCCGGCGUCAUGUUACAACACAACUCGAGUACCAGAAAUAUUCACUACAACUUUGGAGAAACAUGGAGAACCACUUCUGUGACGUCCUUGUUUACAUACGGUGUUGGCACAAGUCAUUCCACGUACCAGAAUACCCGUUUUGUACCCCUAUUCGAGGUACCCCUCUCAUCAGCAAACACCACCGAACUCUAUCUUAUCUGUGGAGACAACGACCAAUGUAUUUUUGAUUACAUCUCAACCGGAAACACCGACAUUGCCCAAGCGACCAAGAGUACUGUUGAGGACUAUCUAACAGCUGUCACUGACACGGAACCAGUUGUGUUAUGUCCACGACUUGAGACGCCUCCCAAUGGCCAGAAGAAUGUAACCAGUGGUUACCAAGUUGGAGCUGAAGUGACCUUUGCCUGUGACAACGACUACAUUCUACAAGGAUCAGCCAAUAGAACUUGUCUUUCUAGCGGGCAGUGGAGCGGCGAGAAUAGCUCAUGUCAAUAUGUUGUUGUAUGUCCGCCACUUGAGACGCCACCCAAUGGCCAGAAGAAUGUAACCAGUGGUUACCAGGUUGGAGCUGAAGUGACCUUUGCCUGUGACAACGGCUACAUUCUACAAGGAUCAGCCAAUAGAACUUGUCUUUCUAGCGGGCAGUGGAGCGGCGAGAACAGCUCAUGUCAAUAUGUUGUUGUGCUAUGUCCGCCACUUGAGACACCACCAAAUGGCCAAAAGAAUGUAACCAGUGGUUACCAGGUUAGAGCUGAAGUGACCUUUGCCUGUGACAACGGCUACAUUCUACAAGGAUCAGCCAAUAGAACUUGUCUUUCUAGCGGGCAGUGGAGCGGCGAGAACAGCUCAUGUCAAUAUGUUGGUUGCUCUUCCCAAAACGGAUGCAUGAAUGGAAGUGACGUCAACGGCAAUGGCACAGGUUGCUUUUCCCAAAACGGAUGCGUGAAUGAGAGUGACGUAAAUGUUAAUGACACAGGGCUCGCCUUACACGUCAUAAUUCCCAUUGCGAUUGCGGCAGCGGCAUUCUUGGUGGUCAUAUUAACUGUUGUAGCGGUGUGUAGCUGUAAACGCCGUACUACAGAUGUGCCAUAACCACCAUCCUCCCCAAGCCAUCUACCAGUAGCAUCCCGACCUUCAGGGCGCCCCGAUUCUACACGAAUGCCUUGCAUGUAACGGAUACAGCGAAUUCAGUUGCCAAUGCAAACUUAAUCCCAUUAUAAUACCCCUAGUGGUUAACGCUGUAUCUUGUGUUUUUCUUUAGUCAAGUGUUUCAGCUACCAGUAUAUGCAUUUAUGUAUCCUUAUUAAC